UCAUUUUGGUUUCUUCUCAUUUUUCAUCUGGAAGCCCAGAUUCAUUCCACUGCAGUCGCCCCCCACUCGUCCAGCUGACCACCCGGCCGUCACCUACUCCGGCGAUCCUUACCGCCGGCCCGAUGCCUCCACCAUCACCCCGGCACCGGGCCGGAGACCCCAAACCCACGCCCGCCACCUCGCAUUUCGGCAUGGUCAAGCUCCUCGCCGACCUCCUCCACCACACCGCGCCGUCCGCCUGGCCGCCGGCGCUAGCGGCGCCGCUGCUCCGCAGCCGCCUCGCCCCGGCCCACGUCUCCGCGCUCCUCCUCCUCCCGGCCUCGCUCGCCCGCCCGGACCUCUCCCGCCGCUUCCUCCUCCUCCUGCCUCCCCACCUCGUCUCCCCGCUCUGCCUCUCCCUCCUCGCGCUCUCCUUCAUCUCCGCCCCCGCCUCGCCGUCCCGCUCCCCGCACGCCGCCUCCCUCCUGCUCUCCCUCGCGUCCUCCUCCCCGUCCGCCUCCACCUCCUUCUCCUCCCUCUCCCACGCCUCCUCCCUCUCCCCCUUCCCGCCUGGCGCCACCGCCGCCGCCGCCUCGCUUCUCGCCUCCUCCUACCUCCGCCUCCGCCGCGCCCGCGACGCGGCCGCCGUCCUUCAGCUGUCCCUGGCCGCCGGCAUCACUCCGAACCAGUACACGGCUUCCCACAUUUUGUUCUCCCUUGUCAAGAUUCGUCAGUUCACCCUUGCCCGUGCCCUGUUCGAUGAAAUGCUUCAGUCUGGUGCUCGCCUUGAUGAGCAUGUUUACACGGCUGGGAUUCGGGCUUACUGCGAGGCCAGAAAUCUUGACGGCGCCAAGGGGCUUCUGGCAAGGAUGCAUCAUGAGGGGGUCAAGGUCAGCGUGGUGCCGUACAAUGUAUUGAUUUAUGGAUUGUGCAGGAAUCAUCGCAUUCAGGAGGCAGUGGAGGUAAAGAACAGCAUGGUGGCCAGAGGAAUCAAAGCUGAUGAAGUGACUUACCGUACGCUCGUGUAUGGGUUUUGCCGGGCGGAGGAGCUGGAAAUGGCAUUGAGAAUGACAUAUGACAUGGCCAGGCUGGGGUUUGUGCCGUCAGAGGCCAAUUGCUCAUUUAUGCUUGAUGGGCUACGAAAGAGGGGGAAGGUUCAGGAGGCUUUCAGCUUAGCUUGUCAGUUGGGCGAGUUGGGCAUGGUGCCCAACAUAUUUGCAUAUAAUGCAUUGCUUGAUAACCUGUGCAAGAGCGGUAUGUUUUGCGAGGCAGAUCGGCUUUUCAGUGAGAUGGUAGACAGGGGUCUGGAGCCAAAUGAGGUGACUUAUCCUAUAUUGAUACAUUCACUUUCGAAAAGGGGGAUGAUGGAGGAUGCACUUGACAUGUUCGAUAGGAUGAGGGACAAGGGUGUCAGAGUGACAGUUUAUCCGUACAAUUCCUUGAUUAAUGGUUGCUGCAAACAGGAUGAUUUAGACAGGGCGAUGGGGUUCCUGAGUGAGAUGACUGACAUUGGAGUGACACCAAAUGCAGCUUCAUAUUGUCCACUAAUUGCUGGUUUCUGUAGAAAAGGGGAUCUGUCCAGUGCCAUGGCAAUCCACCAGGAGAUGGCUGAGAAGGGUGUUGCAUGGAACACUUAUACGUUCACAGCACUUAUCAAUGGUUUGUGCAAGGAUAAAAAGAUGGAUGAAGCUUCUCGGUUGUUUAAUAAGAUGAUUAACAGCAACCUAGUACCAAAUGAAGCAACUUAUAAUGUCAUGAUAGAAGGGUAUUGCCUGGUAGGCAAUAUAAGAAAGGCAUUCCAGUUAUAUGAUCAAAUGGUGGGUAGGGGCCUCACACCUGACAAUUACACAUAUAGACCAUUGUUAAGUGGAUUAUGCUUGACCAGUGGAGCGUCAAAAGCAAAGGAAUUUGUUGCUGACCUAGAAAACAACUGCCCGCUGAACAAAUUUAGCCUAACGACGCUCAUGCAUGGAUUGUGCAGAGAAGGAAGGUUGACCGAAGCAUACCAUGUCUGGAAUGAGAUGGCAAUGCAGGGAGUCAAUCUUGAUCUUGUCAGCUUUACCAUUAUUGUGUAUACAGCCUUGAAACAGCAUGAUACACAAAAAUCAUGCGUGUUAUUGAGGGAGAUGACAGAACGAAGUGUCAGGCUAGACACUGUGUUCCAUACAUGCAUGAUUGAUGUGCACUCAAAAGAAGGAAAUAUGGUCCAAGCUUUAAACUGUUGGGAUAACAUGAUUGCUGAUGGCUGCUUUCCAAAUACCGUCACAUAUACAGUUUUAGUAAAUAACCUCUGCAAGUCAGGGCAUUUGAGCAGCGCAGAGGUCCUCUGUAAAGAAAUGUUAUCCAGUCAGUUCCUUCCUAACAAUUAUACUUAUAAUUGUUUUCUUGAUUGUUUUACAACUGAAGGUAAACUGGAGAAAGCUAAAGAUCUUUAUUUCGCCAUGCUUCGAGGCUCUCUUGCUAACAUAGUGACAGUUAACACAUUGAUCAAGGGGUUAUGUAAGGUUGGGCAGAUUCAAGAAGCAAUUGACCUUAUUAGUAAGUGUACUGAAAAUGGUCUUUUUCCUGAUUGCAUUAGCUAUUCUACAGUAAUACAUGAGCUCUGCAAGAAGGGUGAUACAAAUAAAGCGUUUGAGCUUUGGAAUGAAAUGCUGUACAAGGGAUUGAAGCCUGACAUUGUAGCAUACAAUAUUUUGAUAAGGUGGUGCAAUGUUAAUGGUGAACUUGAGAAGGGUUUGGGAAUAUACAAUGAUAUGAUUAAGAAAGGGGUGCAACCGAACUGGCGCACAUAUAGAGCUCUUUUCUUAGGAACUUCUCUGAUGACCAGCAAGCGAGAUACUAUACUGCUGAACACCUGAUGUUUAGGGUCACCGUUUCCAAUGUUAUCCAUUACCCGAGUAGUCUGACUCACAUCACAUCCAGGAGUGCCCUGAGCAGUUGCUGCAUGGACAAUCUGGGGCUACCAGAAUAUGCAAUUUCUUCUUUCAGUGAUAGGGCGAUGCCUGAGGUUUUGAGCAUAUCAGCGAAAUGGAUGAAUUAGUGAUGGUUGGAGUGGUUGAUGAAUCUGAAGUGUGCAGGACGCAUGCCUUGUUCCACUUUUUUCAUGCUGUGCGGUUGAUGAAUCUGGCCAUGACAUAGUAUAUGUAGCUCCAGCUCCUCAAAAUCUAAGCCCGCCGAUCAUAACCACGGUGUUUUAGUUGCAGUCAUCUGCAUGGAACAUGGUGUCUGUAAUCGUGGUCUGUACACCAAGACCAACCUAAUUUCUGAUGGUGUGAUCAUCUGUACAGACGCCACUUUUCCUAGUUUCUGAUGAUGUGGUCAUCCAUUAGUUAUGGAGCAACUGGGCAAGGAACUAUGCUGGAAGCCUGGAUAAGACAAUUCUGUAAUUGGGAUAUUUUUUCGCUCAUCCUUCUGAAAUGGAAGAAGUUCAAGCAGAUAAUAUAGGCAUCUGUUGUUGAAGUUUCCUUCGUUUGCUCAGGCUGCACAGUUUGUUUGAUGUACAGUAGAUCCAUUACCUGUACAAACUGUGGUGGUCCCUCCAUAUAUAGAAGCAAAGCCAUAAACGUAUCAUGCAUACGCUUCACAGUUUAAUCCUGAGAGCAUUGAUGAUUUCAUAAUUUUUUCUUGGUGUCAGGCUAUCAGCAGCAUCGAGCAAUCUGUUUUUUUUUCUUGUUUGUGAAGCAAAUGUUUCCGACAAUAUGUUGUGAAAGAACUACUCACUUAAUCUUGUCUCUAAGUCAAACCUGUUUAAGUUUGACCAAGUUUAUAGGAAAAAAAACACAUCUACAAUAUUUAUGCAUGUGCCUAGUAUUGAUCCAUUGAUUCUCUGGAUUGAUAGGCCCUUUUUGUGGUGUACAGUAUUUCAAGAUGUUCAUGUAGUCCUAUGUCGUCUAAGCACACUUUGCAGCAAACUGGUGGAUGCUCUUAAGAGCAUGUACAGUACAGAGAAGCGUGGUAAGAGAGAAGUGAUGAGCAGGCCACAAUGGAAGGAUACAUUAGUUGGUGAAUCUGAGUAUGUCGAUGAUCACAGGUCUAGUAUGACAGAUGUGAAGCUGAAUGGAAGAUUGAACAAGUGUAGUGUCAUCAGUCCACGCUUGGACCUUGGAGAUCGAGUCCUGGAGUGCAAGGCUGCUCCCCUUACAUCAGCCGCAUGUCAGUUCGCCCUCGCCCGAGUCCUGGGAUGGAGGGAGUAGGCAUGGCAAGUGGGGAAGGCCAUGGGGCAGCAGCAGUAGUCCACACCGGUGAGACAGAUCAUGGGACCUGAGUGGUGGAAGCUCCUUGUUGCCUUCGAGGUUUUGCCCACCAUCCCUUAUGCAUCGGCCGCUGUUUGAUGGGAGAAGAUGACUAGAGGCAGCGAAAGGAGGGAGAGGGAGGCGCUGAACAAUGUGGCAUAGGUUGAUGGUGAGGACAAUGAAGAGAAAGCGAGCAAUGUGAAGAGGAGGGUGACGAGGGGAGAAAACGAGAAGCUCCAUGUCAUUGCUCUCAAGAUGUGCUUGUCUAUGAAUUUCCGAGCUAUGUAUUAAAUUUGACAUGCAAUUCCACUAUGACUGAAAUAUGCAGGUAUUUGGUUAUUGUAAAUUUUAGUUGUGUUGUACAUAUCUUUAUUUUAGUAGUUCUGAUUAAGCUAUAUUAUUAGCGCCCCAUAAUCUUUAUCUACCUGCGUAUCUGUUAGAAUUGAAAUUGAUUUAUAAAAUAUCACAUCUCCAAUGUAAGUUAUUCA
Triticum urartu is the source of this 4699-nucleotide messenger RNA. Lineage: Eukaryota; Viridiplantae; Streptophyta; Magnoliopsida; Poales; Poaceae. The record is from RefSeq and is a predicted model, not a curated record.